CUCUCUAUUCGAGGCGUAGACGCCCCAGGCCUCUGUCCUCCACUCCAGGUCUUGUUUGUUAAUUUCCAAGGGCAUAACUACGAUCUGCAAGCAGCGGCGCAACCGGGGAACGAUUGAUCGGCGUGGGGAUGCCGGCAGCCCUGUUGGAGAAUGCCUCAAUGUCGGCUCUUUCACAACACGAACCACGAAAGGAUACCGACGGACGGGUCGGUCGCCUCUCCAAGGAAGAUGUCACCGUGCUCCCUGCGCCAGACGAGGCGGUAGCAUCGGGAAAGAAGGUGGACAAGCAGAGCCUGGACUAUCUAUGGCGAUCUGGGAUGGCCGGCGGCCUUGCCGGAUGUGCAGGCAAAACCGUGGUGGCACCCCUCGACCGCGUCAAGAUCCUCUUCCAGGCGAGAAACCCACAGUUCAUAAAAUAUUCGGGAUCAUGGGCUGGCACGAUCACUGCUAUGAGCGAGAUUUAUCGCCAAAAUGGUAUGCUGGGGCUGUUCAGGGGCCAUUCGGCGACUCUCCUGCGGGUCUUUCCCUACGCUGGGAUCAAAUUUCUGGCUUACGAACAAAUUCGCUCCUUCGUCAUCCCGAAUAAGCAGCAUGAGACGCCCGUCCGAAGGGCGCUCAGCGGUUCUCUGGCCGGCGCUACCUCGGUGUUCUUUACAUACCCGCUGGAAGUGAUACGGGUCAGGUUGGCCUUCGAGACAAAGAGGGACGGCCGAUCCUCUCUGUCCUCCAUAUGCAAACAGAUCUACUACGAGCACCCGACGCUCCCACCAGCCGGGACCCAGGUGCAGGGACCCUCGGCCGUGAGGGCUGCCAGCGUGGCUGCAACUCCGGCCGUCGAGGCUGUCGCGCCCAAGUAUGGGUUGAUCAAUUUCUAUCGCGGCUUCUCGCCCACAAUGCUCGGCAUGCUCCCGUACGCGGGCAUAUCCUUCCUGACCCAUGACACGAUGGGCGACCUGCUGCGCCACCACCUCAUCGCUGAAUGGACAACGCUGCCGCAGCCCAAGAACGCGCCCGAGGGCAAAGCGGCCCCUUUGCAGUUCUGGGCUGAGCUGUUCGCCGGCGGUGUGGCAGGACUGGUCUCUCAGACGUCCUCGUACCCGCUGGAGGUCAUCAGGCGGCGGAUGCAGGUAGCUGGUGCUGUGGGCGACGGCCGAAGGUUGCGCAUCGCGGAGACGGCGGCGCUGAUCAUGAAAGAGAGGGGAAUCUCCGGCUUCUUUGUUGGGCUGACGAUCGGAUAUGUCAAGGUGGUCCCGAUGGCUGCUGUCGCAUUCUUCACUUACGAGAGAGUCAAGACGGUGUUUGGCAUCUAGAACGGAACUCUCAGAGAGAGAAAAACACACUGGCGUUUGGCGCACUGACAGUAGGUGGCAAAGCAUUGUCCUUUUCGAAGUUUCCUGGGGCAGGGGGUUUUGGGGCAGGCACAACAUGCGUACCAGAGCAAAAGGUGGCAAGAAGAAUACAUAUCAGCUGUGGCAAGGGGGGCCCUGCGAUGGCAGGAUGGUUCAACAUGUCCUACCACACACAGCAGUAGAGCAGAACAUCUGCAUUCCAAUGCUAUGCUUUUGUCCUC
Messenger RNA from Cryphonectria parasitica EP155, 1570 nucleotides. Its product is annotated as mitochondrial carrier. Lineage: Eukaryota; Fungi; Ascomycota; Sordariomycetes; Diaporthales; Cryphonectriaceae. Gene Ontology annotation, biological process: transmembrane transport. The record is from RefSeq and is a predicted model, not a curated record. The coding region runs from base 129 to 1310 and encodes 393 amino acids. The transcript has 2 exons.